CAAUCGGACACGAGAUGGCCAUGCAUUGAGGCGGUGAAUUCGACAGGUAGGUCGAAGGACAAUUUUACAAAAAAGUCGAUGGACAACGCCACACAAAGGACCCAGUCCGUUUUACAGGACGGGUACGACCUGCCUGUAUACGGCCUGGACACGGGCUGGUUCCUUUAUAUCCACGUCCCUGCCCUUUGCUGUAUCUUUGUGAGCCUGUUCUGUGCCUCUGCUGUGAUCAUAGCAUCUUUCCGGAGCCAAUCACGUUCUUUUUUCAGCUGGAUGAGAAGCGAACGUUUCGUAGUUUAUUUGUCGAUGUGUGACGCACUGUUUAAUGUGACUCAUAGCAUGGACCAUCUUCAAAUGGUUAUAACCAAAGACCACGUGUAUCCGGUAGAGCUGUGCGAGUUCUACUCUUUCUUUCUCGAGGUAUUCUCAUCCGCACAAUUUUUAAUGACUAACGUAGCAGCUUUUAACGCGUUCGGGCUUAUUUUUUUAAAGAAGCAGUUCGAACUUGGCAAAUAUGACUGGAAGCUUCUCUUGUUUACUUUUGGGCUACCUUUCGUGCUGUCAAUAUGUGCUUUGAAUUUAGGAUAUUACGGACCUACAGGAUCUUACUGCUAUUUCGAUGCCGUAAAGGGAGCUGUUGCCAACAUUUUCUUUACAACUGUUCCAAUGACAACGGUUCUAGUCGCAAACGUGGUUCUCUAUGUACUAACUUGGUGGAAAAUCCACACGGAAUCGAAGCGAAUCAAAACCAUGCUCGGAAACGAGGCUCAGACAGUUCGCGCGUCUCACAAGGCGGCAAAACUGAUGAGUCUGUUUGUGGCCGCUUUUUUCGUUCAGUGGUGGGCCCUUGGCAUUGCUAUCGUCUGGUAUAAGUUUGCAGUGGUUCCAAAGGAAUUUUACACCAUCACAGUCAUAUUUGCUAACAUUGGGGGAGUGGUGAACGGGUUCGUGUAUAUCAUCAUCCAGAGAAGAAAGGCUCACCAUGGAAAUAAGUCCUCCAAAAAUUCAGGAUAUUCCUUGAAGGACUCUGAAAACAGUCAGAGGAACGUCAAUGUGUCGGUUAUAGACACAAAGGUUUAGUUGUCUGAUAUGAUUAUCAAUACAGACGAUAAAUCAAUUGAUUGAUUGCUCGAGAAUCUAUUAAAGAAGAGUUGUAGAGCACUCGUUUUUUAAAAAAAAAUUGUUAAUAAGACAAAGCAUAUUCCAAGCAGUGUUUAUCAAUUAAAAAGAUUACUGUAAAACAAGAAUAUUUUGAUAAAUCUUAGAUGUCUAACCUAAAUAAACGUCAUAUUUUUGCUGCUUUUUUUUCAUUUGAAAUCCCUUUGAUCAAAUAUAA
Magallana angulata is the source of this 1333-nucleotide messenger RNA. RefSeq lists its product as uncharacterized. The coding region runs from base 79 to 1077 and encodes 332 amino acids. Gene Ontology annotation, biological process: adenylate cyclase-activating G protein-coupled receptor signaling pathway. Lineage: Eukaryota; Metazoa; Mollusca; Bivalvia; Ostreida; Ostreidae. The record is from RefSeq and is a predicted model, not a curated record. Gene Ontology annotation, cellular component: plasma membrane. The transcript has 2 exons. Gene Ontology annotation, molecular function: G protein-coupled receptor activity.